AAUAUACCCGCCAUUAAAAAUACAAUUUAAUUAAAUAUAGAUUACCAAAUAUUAAAAAAACCAAUGUUUUUGUGACGCGAGUUAUAGAAGAAAAAAUAAUUGGCGAUUUUGUCUUACUCUAAUCAAGGAAUAAUUAUAAAAUACAGAAAAUAAAAUUACUGUCUAAAAUCGCUUAUUAUUUUUUCUUCCAAAGUCGGUUGUAGGGUGGUAGAACGGCGAGAUUCGAAGUUUGAAAAUCUAAAAUGGCCGACCAAGACGCGGUGAAAGUGGCGGCCUCUAGCGGCGUGCAAGUGCAGGACGCUAGCGGUGUACAAGUGCAGGACGCUUCAGCUGAAGUGGUGAAAGUGGAAAAUGCUGACUUAGUCAAGGUGGCAGAGUCUUCUGGAGUCACUGAUGCAGUGAAAGUGGCAGAGUCUUCGGGAGUAGCAGUGGCAGUCGCGGCUGUCCCUGAACCGGUGGCUGAUGAUGACCACACUGUGAAGGUGGCACAGUAUACCGAGGGCGGCGAAACGCUGUUGCCUCCUACGAGCCUGCAGCGGCCGGUGUCGGUGGCCGGCGGCAUGGAGCACUCUCUACAGCACCGGGAGCGAGUCGGAGUGCAGGACUUCGUGUUGUUGGAGGACUACACGAGUGAAACCGCGUUCAUUGAUAAUCUGAGGAAGCGGUUCAGCGAGAAUAUUAUUUAUACGUACAUCGGCAACGUGCUGAUCUCGGUGAACCCGUACAAGGCGCUCCCGAUCUACUCGCCCGAGAAGACGCAGCUCUACUUCAAGAAGGCCUUCUUUGAGGCGCCUCCGCAUGUGUUCGCCAUCGCGGACAACGCUUACCGCUCACUGGUCUACGAGCACCGCGAGCAAUGCAUCCUGAUAUCCGGCGAAUCCGGUUCCGGCAAGACGGAAGCCUCCAAAAAAGUCCUCGAGUACAUCGCGGCCAGGACCAACCACCUCCACAACGUGGAGACCGUCAAAGACAAGCUCCUCCAAAGCAACCCUCUGCUAGAAGCGUUCGGAAACGCCAAGACAAACAAGAACGACAACUCCAGUCGGUUCGGAAAGUACAUGGACAUUCAGUUCAACUACGAAGGCGCUCCUGAAGGAGGCCACAUAUUGAACUAUUUGCUGGAGAAAUCUAGAGUCGUCAGUCAGAUGCCAGGGGAGAGGAACUUCCACAUCUUCUACCAGCUGUUGGCGGGGGGCGAUGAGGAAACGCUGAAGAGCCUCAGGCUGCAGAAUAGGCCCGAGACCUACAAGUAUACUACGGAUUCGAACACGCACGUGACGCGGGCAUCAGACGCGGAGCAGUUCCGCCUCGUCCAAGACGCCAUGAAGGUGGUGGAGAUCCAGGAGGCGGAGCAGCGCGAGCUGAUGCAGCUCGUGGCCAGCGUGCUGCACGCCGGGAACAUACGGUUCCUCAGCAACGACAAGGGGAGAGCGGAGAUACUGACGCAUGACGCGCAUUGCGAGAAUGUCGCUGAGCUGCUAAAAGUGGACACCUCCAAGCUGCGCGCGGCACUCACCUGGCGCACCAUCGAGGCGCGCGGCGACGUGGUCAGCACCCCACUAGACCUAGAACAAGCACACUUCGCCAGAGACGCCCUGGCCAAGGCCAUCUACGACCGCCUGUUCAGCUGGCUGGUGUCCAGGCUGAAUGCUAGUUUAGCGCCAAAGACAAGGAGCGCCAAGGAUUCGGUGAUUGGGAUCCUGGAUAUUUACGGAUUUGAGGUGUUCCCGAAGAAUAGCUUCGAACAGUUCUGCAUCAACUUCUGCAACGAGAAGCUGCAGCAGCUGUUCAUCCAGCUGACCCUGCGCCAGGAGCAGGAGGAGUACCUGCGCGAGGGCAUCGCCUGGGAGCCCAUUGAGUACUUCAACAACAUCGUUAUUUGUGACCUCAUUGAGGCCAGGCAUCAAGGUAUAAUCUCGAUCCUCGACGACGAGUGCCUGCGUCCCGGCGACGCGACUGACGCCAGCUUCCUGGAAAAGCUGUCGAGCCAGCUGGACGGACACCCGCACUUCAAGAGCCAUCGCCGUGUGGACCCCAAGAGGCAGAAGGUCAUGGGGCGCGAUGAGUUCUGUCUGGCGCACUACGCCGGCGAGGUCACCUACUGCGUGAGCACGUUCCUGGAGAAGAACAACGACCUGCUGUUCCGCGACCUGCAGAACCUCAUGGCCACCAGCUCCAACACCAUCGUCGGGAAGUGCUUCCAGGUCCAAACCCAGAACAAGAAGCGUCCGGAGACGGCGAUCACUCAGUUCAAGAACUCGCUCAACGACCUCAUCAAGAUCCUCAGCAGCAAGGAGCCCUCCUACAUCCGCUGCAUCAAGCCGAAUCACUUCAAGAUGCCCAUGCAAUUCGACGACAAGCUCAUCUCCCACCAAGUGAAGUACCUCGGUCUGAUGGAGAACCUGCGGGUUCGCCGCGCCGGGUUCGCGUACCGACGCACGUAUGAGGCCUUCCUCGAGCGGUACAAGUGUCUGUGCGCGGACACGUGGCCUAACUACCAGGGGAGUGCGAGGGAUGGGGUGCAGAAACUGGUGGAUGAGCUGAAGUAUGAGAAGGAAGAGUACAGGAUGGGCAACACAAAGAUCUUCGUGCGCUUCCCCAAAACGCUCUUCGAGACGGAAGACGCUUUCCAAGAGAAGAAGAACUACGUGGCCACCAUCAUCCAGGCGAGGUGGCGCGGCUACCGGCAGCGCAAGCAGUACCUGAAGAUGAGGCAUGCGGCCAUUGUUAUACAGAAGUGGGUGAGGCGGUUCCUGGCACAGAAGCUGAAGGAAAGGAGGAAGAAGGCUGCGGAAGUCAUCAGGGCGUUUAUUAAAGGUUUCAUCACCCGCAACGGCCCCGAAACCCCCGAGAACCGGCGUUUCCUCGGCAUCGCCAAGGUGCACUGGCUCAAGCGUCUCUCCAAGCAACUGCCCACUAAGGUCCUGGACCUGACCUGGCCGGUGUGCCCCGCGACCUGCCAGGAGGCUUCCAAGGAGUUGCAGCGGCUGCACCGAGCGCACUUGGCCAGGAAGUACAGGCAGGCUCUGUCGGCUGAUGACAAGAAGCAGUUUGGGCUGAAGGUCCUGGCUGAGAGUAUUUUCCAGGGCAAGAAGAAAUCCUACCGCUCGAGCAUCCCGGAGCGGUUCCGCGACGACCGGCUGUCGGACGAGCACCAGACGCUGCGCAACUCCUUCAUGGCCUCGCCCUCCUGGCCCACCGGCGAACAACUCAUUUACUCCUCAGAAGCCAUCAAGUACGACCGGCGCGGCUACAAGCCCCGCGAGCGCGCCCUCGUGGCCUCAGACAAGGCCCUCUAUGUCCUCGACGCCACUGGCAGGAAGACCUACAAGCUGAAGCAUCGCCUGCCGCUUGAGAAGCUCAGGGUCGUGGUGACGAAUGAGUCCGAUAGUCUGAUACUGGUGAAGAUACCGCCGGAGUUGAAGAAGGAUAAGGGUGACCUGAUCAUCUCCGUGUCGCACCUGGUGGAGGCGCUCACCAUCGUCACGGACUACACCAAGAAGCCCUCCAUCAUCGAGAUCGUCGACACCAGGACCAUCGCGCACGACCUGGUGAACGGCAAGCAGGGCGGCACCAUCGAGGUGACGCAGGGCGCGCAGCCCGCCAUCCAGCGCGCCAAGAGCGGGAACCUGCUCGUCGUCGCUUCGCCAUGAUGUCUUAGUAUUUGAACCAAAAAAUCAUAACCUGUUUUCACACAAGUAUAAUACUAAUAGAAAUUUUCAAUCAUAUUUCAAAGUUAAUUAAAUAUAGAUUGAUAUGCAUGAGACGAGAUUUUGUAUAGGUACUGAAUGUAUUUUUAUUAUUAUUUACUUACAUUUUCUUGAAUUGAUUUUAUAGAUUUUUAAUGGAAUUUUAUAUGUAUCACGUUAAUUUAUUUUUUAUACUUACGUUUAUAUUUGUUCAAAUUAGUGAGAAAUUAGUUUAUAAGGUUUUAUGAAAUCGUACAAAGUACCUACUUAGGUUGUUUUGUAUGCCAUGGUUUUUAUUCUGUAAGUGUCAUUUAGAUAAAAUUUCAACCCUGAUUUUAACCAAAAAAUCCCGUACUUACAUACAUACGUAUUUUGAAAAUUAUAAGUUUUUUAUUAGAAUUGAGUCACGACGAAAGUACAUAAUUUAAGCUGAAUCAAAGGUGCCUUGAUUAAAUUGUAAGAUGAAAAUCACGUAGGUAAGUUAUAAAGGCGAUAUUAAUUGGCCAUAAUUAUUAUAAACAGGUAUUUGUGCCUUAUCUACAAGUAUUGUAAUCACCGGUAGCCUUUCAGUCGCAGUAAUUUUAUACAAAUAAACUAUUUCAAUGGA
Molecule: messenger RNA, 4296 nt
Organism: Plutella xylostella (diamondback moth)
Lineage: Eukaryota; Metazoa; Arthropoda; Insecta; Lepidoptera; Plutellidae
Gene: Myo61F
Product: unconventional myosin 61F
Biological process (GO): endocytosis; actin filament organization; actin filament-based movement
Cellular component (GO): microvillus; cytoplasm; actin cytoskeleton
Molecular function (GO): ATP binding; actin filament binding; microfilament motor activity
Source: RefSeq, a predicted model, not a curated record